UCGGCAGUCCCCUCAUUUUCCAACAACCAUGGCUCCUUUUGUCGCCAUCUUACUCUUCCUUCCAUUUCUAGCCGCCGGCUUCACCGCCGCCGCCGCCCCACCACCGUCGAAAUGCUACACUUCCCUCUUCAGCUUCGGCGACUCCGCCACCGCCACAGGCAUCCAGAAAACCGACAACACCCCCGGCACCACCGCCCCGCACUGCGCAUUCCCUCCCUACGGCGAAUCCUUCUUCCACAAACCCACCGGCCGCUGCAGCGACGGCCGCACCAUCGUCGACUUCCUCUCCCAGUACCUCCGCCUUCCUCUCCUCCCCCCUUACUGGGGCGAAACCAUCCCCGCCGCCGCCAACGCCACCAAAAAUCCCUACUCCCACGGCGCCAACCUCGCCGUCGUCUCCGCCACCGCCCUCGACUCCAACGAAACGGGAGGAGCCUCCGGCUGCCGGAACUGCUCCCUCUCCGUCCAAAUCAACCGGUUCAAAACCCUAAUAAACUCGCUCCACCCCACCUCCGCCAAACGCAGAGCGUACCUGAAGAAAUCCCUAAUUCUCCUCGGCGAAAUCGGCGGCGUCGAUUACCAGCGCGCCUCGUUUCGCAACACCACCACCUCCCAAUCCCAAGUCGAAUCCCUAAUUCCCCUCGUCACCAAGCGAAUCGGCGCCGUAAUCGAGGACCUAAUCGAAUUCGGGGCCGUCAAUUUCGUCGUCCCCGGUGAUUUCCCCAAAGGUUGUUUCCCUUCCUACCUGACCAAAUUCCAGAGCUCGAAUCAGAGCGAUUACGACCCCACCACCGGCUGCCUCGUCUACCACAACUGGUUCUCCGCCCGCCACAACAAGCUGCUGAAGAAGGAGAUUGAGAGGAUAAGGAAACUGCACCGCCACGUCAGCGUCCGCUACGCCGACUAUUUCUCGACGGGGAUCCGGAUGCACCGGAACCCGGAGAAGUACGGGAUCGUUAAGGCGACGAUGAACAAGGCCUGCUGCGGGGCCGGCGGGCCCUACAACUACAACCCGGCGGCGGUCUGCGGGCGGGUCGGGGCGGUGGCGUGUGGGAACCCGAAGGCGUAUAUAAAGUGGGAUGAUCAUCAUUACACGGAGGCGGCUAACAGAGUCAUCGCCGGCGCUGUGUUCAAGCGUCGGUUCCAGUACCGUACUGCUUGUAGAAACUAACUAGUAUGUCCUGGUUGAUUGACGCGAGGCCGUGAUCGAGUGGUCGUAUCGUUGAUGUUUUCGAUUUGGAGCUCUCUCAGAUUCGAAACCCAAGGACCAUGCUCAUCUAUUCCUCUCCUCUCUAGUAGCAUUUCUCUGUAAAAAAAAAAAAAAAACUAGUAGUCCAGGUUCGACCAAGAAUUUCAAUAUUGUUGUUCCUUUAGUUCUGAAUUUUACUGUCAUUACUCAUUGGCGCCACUGCCACUCUGCCUACCGCCAUUGCUGGAGUGGGAACGCAGGAUUUAAUUUGAAUAAUAAUAUUGUUAGAAGUUC
Molecule: messenger RNA, 1483 nt
Organism: Linum trigynum
Lineage: Eukaryota; Viridiplantae; Streptophyta; Magnoliopsida; Malpighiales; Linaceae
Source: the annotation of a GenBank genome assembly